Molecule: messenger RNA, 399 nt
Organism: Chara braunii
Lineage: Eukaryota; Viridiplantae; Streptophyta; Charophyceae; Charales; Characeae
Source: the annotation of a GenBank genome assembly
GCAAGAAGACGUUCGCUGGACAUGCAGAUGCCCGCGGCCAUGGCAAAGGUGUUGGAAGAGACAUCAGGGAGGAGGAGGAGGAGGAGGAGAAUGUCGCUAGUCUUUGUGGGAGCAGAGGUGGCUCCAUGGUCGAAGGUUGGUGGACUUGCUGAUGUCAUGGGCGCGCUGCCGCCCGCGCUCGCAGCUCGUGGACAUCGAGUGAUGAGCAUUUCCCCACGAUACGACCAGUACAGGGAUGCGUGGGACACAGAGACCACAGCAGAGGUGUGGGGCAUCACAGGUCAGAGGGUCUACGGCGAGCGAGUUGGUGAGGAAUACUCGGACAACCCUCUGCGGUUUGCAAUCUUCUGCCAGGUUUGGUCUCAGCUCAUCUGAUGGAACUAAAGCUUUUUUUUUCUC